This is a messenger RNA of Schizophyllum commune H4-8, 840 nucleotides long. Its product is annotated as P-loop containing nucleoside triphosphate hydrolase protein. NCBI's taxonomy places the organism in Eukaryota, Fungi, Basidiomycota, Agaricomycetes, Agaricales, Schizophyllaceae. The record is from RefSeq and is a predicted model, not a curated record. Gene Ontology annotation, biological process: transmembrane transport. Bases 1 to 840 code for a protein of 279 amino acids. Gene Ontology annotation, molecular function: ATPase-coupled lipid transmembrane transporter activity; ATP binding; ATP hydrolysis activity. The transcript is spliced from 5 exons.
AUGGGAUUCGAGCUGAGGGAUGUAAUGUUUGCGUAUCCCGGUGAUCCAGGCAAACUAGCCCUUCGUGGUGUCAGCAUCACUAUUCGACCGGGACAGCUUGUUGUUGUCGUUGGUGCUAACGGAAGCGGUAAAAGCACCCUCAUCAAACUCCUCACCCGCAUCUACGACCCAAUUUCCGGCGCAAUUCUCCUCGAUGGCGAGCGAUUAUCCUCUUACCGCCAACACACCCUCCACCAGGCGACCGCUGUCCUCUCCCAAGGCCACCACCUCUUCCCGCUCUCAAUGGGCGAGAACAUCGGGCUCGGAUGCGUCGAGCGUAUGCAUGAUGAGCGAGCGGUGCAUGCUGCAGCGCAGGCUGGGGGCGCGAGUGGCUGCAUUGCGAAGUUGCGCGACGGGCUGGAUACAAUACUAGAUCCGGAUACGAGAGCAUCUGGAAACAACCUACUGGGCAAGGAGGGCGAGGCGUUGAGGAAGAGGCUGGACGCGUUGGACAAGCCGGUGGAGGUGUCGGGCGGAGAGACGCAGCGGAUCGUCGCCGCCCGGACCUUCAUGCGCUUCAACUCGGGCAAAGUGCGCGCCGUGCUCGUCGACGAGCCCAGCUCGGCGCUCGAUCCCGAAGGCGAGCUAGCGCUGUUCGACAACCUGCGCGCGGAGCGUGAGGGCAAGACCAUGAUCUUUGUGACCCAUCGUUUUGGGCAUUUGACGAAGUAUGCGGAUUUGAUAAUAUGCAUGAAGGAAGGGCAGAUAGUUGAGCAUGGGGUACUUAACGAGCUCGUAGACCUAGAUGGAGAGUACAAGAAGCUGUAUGAUAUCCAAGCGAGCGCUUUCGUCACCACGUAG